Molecule: messenger RNA, 1567 nt
Organism: Doryrhamphus excisus (bluestripe pipefish)
Lineage: Eukaryota; Metazoa; Chordata; Actinopteri; Syngnathiformes; Syngnathidae
Gene: slc39a1
Product: solute carrier family 39 member 1
Biological process (GO): zinc ion transmembrane transport
Cellular component (GO): plasma membrane
Molecular function (GO): zinc ion transmembrane transporter activity
Source: RefSeq, a predicted model, not a curated record
UAGGAACAACAACACAAUUGUCUUACCUAGCGUUUUCAUGCCUGCCUCCAGUCACAGUCGUCUUGUUAACAAGUCAAGAAGGCAGUAGGCUCUCUUGACACCUGAGUGAGCGUUAUGGAAUACUUACUUCAGGUCAAAAUAUGUGCUUUAUUUGGUUUGUUGCUAUUAACUCUUUUCUUCGGAUUCAUCCCGGCUCGAGUGAAGUGGUUUAGGCACACAGACGGGACAGAGACCCACCGCACCGUCCUGAGUCUGAUCAGUUGCUUCGCCGGCGGGGUUUUCCUGGCAGCAUGUUUGCUGGAUAUCGUUCCCGACUACCUGUCGGACAUCAACAGCGUGCUGGAUUCCAGGAAGUUGGAGACCAACUUCCCUCUCCCGGAGUUCAUAAUGGCCGCCGGCUUCUUCACCGUCCUCAUACUGGAACGCAUGGUCCUGAACUGUCGUGAGGCCAGAGGUACGCCGCAUGACAGCGAGAGAGCCCCGCUCAUCCGGGACGGCAGGAACGGCCAUGACCACGUCCACGGCGCCUCCACCGGUGCGGAUCUGGAGAGCAGCGGCCAUCAUGUCCACGUCGACUUUCAGGCCCACUCGCCUUUCCGCUCCUUCAUGCUCUUCCUCUCUUUGUCGCUCCAUUCGGUUUUCGAGGGGCUCGCUAUUGGCCUGCAGAACACCGACUCUAAGGUUUUAGAAAUCUGCAUCGCCAUCCUCGUCCACAAGAGCAUCAUCGUAUUCAGCUUGUCGGUGAAGCUCGUCCAGAGCGCGAUUCGUCCGCUGUGGUUGGCCGCUUACAUCGGCGUCUUCGCCACCAUGUCGCCUCUGGGCAUCGCCGUAGGCAUCAGCGUGAUGGAGGCCGAGCUGGAGGCCGGAACGCUGAUACAAUCCAUCCUGGAGGGGCUGGCCGCCGGCACCUUCAUCUACAUCACCUUCCUGGAGAUCCUCCCUCACGAGCUCAACUCCCCCGGGAAGCAGCUCCUCAAGGUGCUCUUCAUCCUGCUGGGCUUCAGCAUCAUGGCCGCCCUCACCUUUCUGGGUUGAGGGGUUUCCACCACGGCGCACGUUCUCACUUUCAUGGCCGUUUUUUUUUAAAGGAACACGAUGAUCUUACUUUUUAGGAUAUUCCGUACAUGAAUUGUAAAUAUAACUUAUUUUAGGAUGCGUUUAUGAGAAGGAACACUUGUGAGGCACGCACGGACGUGACCUCCAAUCAGCGUGAGAAGAAGGUCCUCCAUCACGUUUCAUUUUUAUUAAAGUGCCUUUUUACGUGUACUACGUUCAAUCAUAUGAAUUACUUCUACAGGUUUUAUGAAGUAUUACGAUGAAUGCCAUCAAGAGAAAAUAUGGGAUUUAUGAUUUGUUUUUUUUACUGUUUGCACUUUUCUAAUAAAGCAUCAGUGAGUGGGUGGGCUAUUAAAUCAUUCUAUUCAUUUGUUUCUUUCCACUUUUUCCUGAUUAUGCAGUAAUAUGUAAUUAUUAGACUAUUUAUUCAUAAAAAUAAUGGAUUUGACAAUUUUUUUUUAACUUUUCUGUCAUGAUUAAAAAACAUUUUGCUUAUUAUUUUGCAUAAUAC